Seminavis robusta is the source of this 786-nucleotide messenger RNA. Lineage: Eukaryota; Bacillariophyta; Bacillariophyceae; Naviculales; Naviculaceae. The record is from the annotation of a GenBank genome assembly.
AUGAUGAACAGACUCUUCCCCCGAUUCAACGACUACCAACAAAACUACAAUGGAUACAGCACCAACCCAAUGAGCAGUCGAAGGGCUGUUGAGGAACGGCAACGACUUUCCGAGAUGAAUCGUUAUAGCCAAUGGAGACAAAAGAAACAACUUCGACGACAACAACUGGAGGUGCAACGCCAAGCGGAAGAAGAAGAACGACGACGACAAGAGCAAGAAUCACAACGACAAGAUGAAGAAGAAGAACGUCGACGACAAAGACUCCAACGCCAGUCACCAGCUUACACUGUUGUUCGUGGGCCCGAUGGACGUCUCUAUCGAGUACCGGUAGAACAAGAUCGCGACGAUCAGGCUUCAGAACGCCGUGUCGCUAGUGACCUCAAGCGUCAAAGACAGUCACAACCACGAUAUGUACGAAGCAGCGACGGUAGAAUGUAUGAAGUGAGACCACGUCCAACGGUUGAUGAGAAUGAAAAGGAAAACAAGGUCCAGAAGCAACCCACUACUCCUGUGACUAAGUCAUUCUCCGAUUCUGUUGCGAAGGGCAAUGACCGGGUCAAGGUCGAGGUCAGCCCCCAAGAGAAAGAUGAUGUCACUCAAGUCAAAAUCUCCUUACGAAAUGAUCGAAAGAAGGAUACAACAGCCGCGAAUGGCUCUCGACGACGACGCGUCACCGUGAUUGUCGAAGACGUCCCAGAAAGCGAAAUCGAGGACGAAACAAAGUCCAUCUGGCGCAACCGUCGUCCUGGGCCUGGGGAAUCAUGGAUGGAACCCAUUGCCGAAUAG